UGCGCCAUGCCACACACUUGAAGCUCAAUCUUCCUUGGAGACAGUGAGAGCGCUGGAUCACGGCAUGACAUUGCAACAAUAGUUUCGCCAGUCAGCUGUAUCACUACAAUCCAGACAGAAAGAGGAGGAGAGGAAGUCUGCAGAGAGUGAGCUGGGCCAAAUUGGAGUGCUGAGGAGAAGAGUUGACAGAUCCGGGAAGAGUCGUGGGGCUGGGUGGGGUGGAUAAGUGAAGAGUGUGAAGAGGAAGGUGAAGAAAAGGGAGGACUAAGGAUGCACGGAGCCAGGAGGAAGAGCUUCUGAGAGUGCACACACGUUCACACAGUGUGUUGAGGCCCCCAGUGGAGGAUGAAGAAGCACUCAGCCCGAGUAGCUCCUCUCAGCUCCUACAGCACUCAGGUCCUGACCUGCCCCAUUUCUGAAGGAGAGGAUGGUUUGGAGUCUCACGCCGAGACGCCCGGCAGUGAGACAAGUGCGGAGAGCCAGUCGUACCAGACAUGCACCAGCACAGUGCUGAAGGUGUUUGGUGGCUUACUGAUGGUGCUGUGCAUCUCCUCCUCCUGGGUGGGUACCACUCAGGUGGUCAAGCUGACCUUCCAGUCAUUCUCCUGUCCUUUCUUCAUAUCCUGGUUCAGCAGCAACUGGAAUAUCCUCUUCUUUCCUAUUUAUUACUCUGGACAUGUGGUGACCACAAAGGAGAAGCAGACACCCAUUCAAAAAUUCAGAGAGUGCAGCAAGCUGUUUGGCGAAGAAGGAAUGACUCUGAAGCUUUUUGUAAAGAGGACGGCACCUUUCUCCAUCCUGUGGACGUUGACAAACUACUUGUACCUUUUGGCCUUGAAGAAGUUGACCGCUACUGAUGUCUCCGCCCUUUACUGCUGCCACAAGGCUUUUGUCUUUCUCUUGUCCUGGAUCGUCCUCAAGGAUCGCUUCAUGGGUGUCCGGAUUGUUGCUGCCAUCAUGGCCAUCACAGGAAUCGUCAUGAUGGCGUAUGCUGACGGUUUCCAUGGCGACUCCUUCGUGGGUGUGGCGCUAGCUGUGGGCUCAGCCUCAACUUCAGCUCUUUAUAAGGUGCUAUUCAAGAUGUUCCUGGGAAGUGCCAGCCUUGGCGAAGUGGCUCAUUUCCUUUCUACCAUGGGUUUCUUCAACCUCAUCUUCAUCUCCUGUGUGCCCCUCAUCCUCUAUUUGACCAAAGUAGAGCAAUGGGGCUCCCUCUCUUCACUGCCUUGGGGAUACAUGUGUGGCCUGGCAGGACUGUGGCUAGUAUUCAACAUUCUGGUUCACGUCGGUGUUGUCCUAACGUACCCCAUUCUCAUCUCCAUAGGGACGCUCCUCAGUGUCCCGGGAAAUGCAGCUGUAGAUAUCCUUAAACACGCGGUGAUCUUCAGCAUGGUCCGCCUCGCGGCCACGUGCAUCAUCUGCCUGGGUUUCUUGCUGUUGCUGCUUCCUGAAGAGUGGGACUCGGCCACGUUGCGCCUCCUGGCCACCAUUGCAGAUAAAAAGUCGGAGGAUCACGGCGAGGAACUAACAGAGUCCAGCAUGCACACCAGAAGCCGCAGUCGAGCUAAUGGCGCCGUCUCCCUUCCCUUAGCAUAAUAUUGCGAGACUCCACCAGGAGCUGCUUUCCUCCACUGCCCACCUAAAGAGGGAAGACAUUUGAUUAAAACAGUCCGCAGGAUUUAAUAGAAUAUCAAGUUUCUUUGUCAAGGGUGCAUCAGGCACGCCUGGCUCACUAACGGUGGAAAGCGUUUACUUUCUCGAUAAACCUGCCACACUCAAUCCCUCACCCGUUGACUGACCUCUGCCCUGCUCUGCUCUGCAGAAUAUAUUCUGUGAAUAUAAAUCAUGGCAGGGACAGUCUGGCCAGACCUAUAUGUAUUUAUAUUUAUUUAUUUAGAAAGGGAAUGACGCAUACUAUUUAUUUCAAAUAUUACUGACAUGCAUUAUAUAUAAAAAAGGACUGGCAAUUAUCCAAUUCUUGAUGUACAUGUAUUUUCUGUUAUUUUUCAUAAUGAUAAGAAAGUGCUCACACUCAUUUACUGUCAUAUAACGGAAUCACACCUCAAAUCAGCCACUUGUAUAAGUAUUAUUAUUAUAAAUACUUGUAUAUAAGUAUUUGAAAGUUUGAUACCCUGAGUGCCACGGUUUACCAAAAUGUCUUAAGACAAUCAUCAUCCAUUGAGUGUCUUUUGGGAAUAUACUAAAUGCAUUAUUUCUGUGUUACAAAAAAACAGGGCAGGACAAAUAAAUGAGCGCAAUCUACAAAUAUUACAUGAAGAUUCUUAAAACCUAACCAUAUGCAUUUUUUAACAGUCUGGAAUUAAUUUAAAUAUUCAUUUGCAUCAGGCUAAAGCUUCAUGUCAGAGUAAGCAGGAUGUCUCUCCGAGAAACUCAAGAUGUGAGGACAGUGAAGAUUCAGACUGAUAUUUUUUUUGACUGAAUAUAUUGCAUUUUUUAAAAAAAAAAAACACCAGCUAUUUCGAGUAAUGACUGUUGAAUGAAGCUUUCGAAAUAAUGCAUUGAUGUAGACUAAAUAGGGCAAGAGCUGGACCAGAGCAUUGAUGUACAGAGUAAGAAAAAUUAAUUAUUAAUAUUAUUUGGAAUACAAACAGUGGAAAUAGAGCUGAGUGCACUGCACUUUAUCACCUUGCACAAACAAUAGCGCAUGCUACCGAGAAAUAGAAAGAAAAAAAAGCCUAGGGGGAGUAUUAAACUGCAGAGCAGAAAUGAUUGGCAUGUCACACGCAUGCACACACGCACGUCUACAUUGCAUUGCUGCUAUGGGUUUACUAAACAAUUCCAAAUCAAUGAGACUGAAUAAUACAGGCCUAAUGUUAUCCGAUUGUAAUUGCAUUAAGCAAGGAAUUGAAAAGUUUUUGUUUUUUUAAGCCAAAAAUAAUGUCAAAUAAGUUCUCUUUCCACCCAGAAAGGUCUGCCAAAAGCAUCAAGCUCUCUCGAGCGUUUACCGUGAAAUAAAUCCCUGGGGAGAGUUUCUAUAGAAACAUCAUCACAAUAAGAAAGUGAAGAACAAACGCAUGGCUGAGACCGGUACA
This is a messenger RNA of Syngnathus typhle (broad-nosed pipefish), 3050 nucleotides long. It is a transcript of the gene slc35f4, whose product is annotated as solute carrier family 35 member F4. The transcript is spliced from 7 exons. NCBI's taxonomy places the organism in Eukaryota, Metazoa, Chordata, Actinopteri, Syngnathiformes, Syngnathidae. Gene Ontology annotation, cellular component: membrane. The record is from RefSeq and is a predicted model, not a curated record. Bases 346 to 1593 code for a protein of 415 amino acids.